Molecule: messenger RNA, 3115 nt
Organism: Bactrocera tryoni
Lineage: Eukaryota; Metazoa; Arthropoda; Insecta; Diptera; Tephritidae
Product: CUE domain-containing protein C354.10
Exons: 8
Coding region: 771-2783 (670 amino acids)
Cellular component (GO): sarcolemma; dystrophin-associated glycoprotein complex
Source: RefSeq, a predicted model, not a curated record
GUUCGCAAGUGUUUUCGGUGUACGUCGCGUUCCCAACGACACCGUGAGUCUGCGUGCGCGUCACAAACAUAUUCACAUACAUACUACAUAUAAACAAAAUAAUUUUAAUUAAUUGAUUUUUUAUUGUUGCUGUGUGUUUUCUUUUUUUCAAUCUUAACGCUCUUUAACAUUUUCGAAGUUUUAUGCGUUCGUGUGAUUAGCGCUGGAGCCGCGAUCGCCACGAAUCAGAACGUGAGAGCGUUGCGUUGGCUGAUUAGCAUAUUGCUUGGCUUCAGCAGGCGGAGACAAUCGAACAGCGAUGAAAUUAGUAAUUAUCUGCCAACUACCGGGAAUCGCUUUAGACUUUCCAUUAAUCAGCGUUGAGAUUUUAUGCCGAAUCGGUUAAAUAAACGCUUCUGGUGGUGUAAAUUGACUUUCAAGCUCUACAAAUCGUAAAGGUCAGGUGAAAUGUACAUAUUUGUUGAGCGAGUGAGGGAAAGCAGUUGCAGUAAUUCUUGAAAAUGUUAGCACACACACACCAACACAAACACAUACAACUGGAGUGAAAAACAUAUGUACGGACAAUUGCUUUGGGCUUCAUAGUUCAGUGCGCGGUAAUGAGCUGAGUUAAUUAGCAGCUUACAUAUAAAAUUCAUACCUGAACACCAACACUCACACAGGCACACACAUAUGAAUUAAUAGCUGAGAGAAGAAGAAGAGACAAAUAAUAUACGGAGUUUAAUGAGAACCUGACAAAACGGGCCGAUACGAGUCGAUACAGUCGCGACAUUAUGGAAGUGUAUGACGACAGGCCGGUGAGUGUCUACGACAAUUUGAAAACGACGCCGAACAGCAUACACACAAGCACACCGAAAGCCGUGAAGAGAGGCAACAACACAGUGCCGUCACCAGCCGCAUCGCCAUUGCCAACACGCAGACCAACAGCAGCAGCAGCAACAACAACAACGGGCGGAACCACCGCAGCGAAUAGAGCAACUAGCUCACCCAUUUACGCCGAUAUUGCAUUCAAGUUUAAUGACAACAACCAACAACUAAAAAAUCAGCAGUCACAACAGCCACACCAACAGCAGCAGCAACAACAACAACAAACGCUUCCGCGCUUGACUCAGCAAUACGUGCAGCAGUCGGCCGCACAACCGGUGGCGUCAAACUUCACUGACCAAGCACCAACAACAACAGCAACAACACAAAAUAUUGCAACGAACACAACGCUGCCAACACAGAAUAGCAACAACAGCACUAACAACUACACUAACAGCAGUAAUCAGCGGUUAAUACAAGCGAACGCGUCGAUUACAUUGCCAGCCCCGAGUCCGGCGCCCGCUUCUGCACUAGCUGCCGCUCAAGCGCCAAUCAAAGCUAUUGCCACAGCAACGCCAGCAGCCAUGUCAACAACGACAGCGGCGUCUACGGUGGCAGCGCCUAGGAAUGCAAGUCCGGCACAGCGGCCGCUUAGUCAACACUCACAAUCGGAACUAUACGAAGCCAGUCAGAGUAUAGCUGCGGUGAAAGCCGCAUUAAAUGAUGCUAAAUCGAAAUUUUUCGGCUUAAACGGUUACGCUCAAGAUCAUCCACACAACAACACGUACAGUGCUAAUGAAUCUCGGCCGCUGCAGCAAAGAGCCGCCGCCGCGCCACGCCUACUCAUCGACAAUCAAUAUCCAAAAGUACAAAUCGUGACAACAGCCCCCACACCGCCGCCAAAGAGUCAACCCAAGUAUCAGAAUAUACCGGAGAAUAGCGCCAUAUUCCGCAAUAACGUCGAGACGCCACCCGAGUUGCCGCCGAAGCCACCAGUGGACGCUGUGGCGGUGCCGUCCAGAAUGGCUGCCACAACUCUGCCCACACAAACCGAUGGCGCCGUGUCUACAACACCCAACUCAGCUGCGUUCUCAACUAGCUCAAGGCAAUCGAACACGCCGUCGCCAUCGCCAUCAGCACCAUCAGAUGCGGCCAAGGUAUCGUUGUCAUCGUCUCAUGCAGCCUACAAGCAAAUACCGCUAAAUGAUAUUGACACUACGCAGCCAUCACAAGCCGUCUACAUGUCCACCACUGUACCGCAGAAUAUAAAAGCCACUCAGUAUCCGAAUCCAAUGAGUUUUAAAUAUCCGAAUCUUGCCCGCUGGUUGCUCAUACUGGAGAUAAUAGUUGGUCUACUAAUAUCAUUCCUAGCAAUUUGGAUAUUCUGUUUGGCACCCAAUACGGCCAUACAAUAUAAUCCAUAUUGGAGCGGUUUAGUGCUCCUGCUCGCUGGCAUUCUUGGACUUGUGCUUGUACGCUAUCAGCGUAUUAAACGUCACAAAGUACGCGAGAAUUGUUUCAAAUUUUUACGCGCCGACUCAUACUUGCUGGCACUCCUCGCCGUCCUGCUGUGCUGUGUGGCGGUCUUCUGCGCCGCCCUGCACUAUGCGCGCCUCUGCGCCGACGACACACACUGUGCGCCGACAAAUAUUUUGCUGGAGCAUGGUUCCUGCACGUGCAUCUUCAACGCGAACGAAGACGAGUUGACGGCGCCGACGAAUAGCAGUGCGGCACAAGUGGCGAACGGACUGUUGGACGAAGAAGUGGUGCCGGAGCAUUACAAUGAUCAAAGCUACAAAGUGGAGUAUCGGGACUUGAGCUGCAAGGAGCUGCGCGGCGAGUGGAUAACCAUACUGAUUCUAUCGAUGGCGCUUAACACUAUUGGCUUUCUGCUCGCCUUUGCCUACACAGUGUUGUUGUUUUGCUGUCGUCAUAGCGCCAAGCGUCCGUUCUACACCUCCGUCCAUACAAGUACCUUUUAGACAAGGAUUUGCUGUAGGCUAAAAACACACACACACACACGCACACACAUACACAAAUAUACCUGUAGUAUUUUUAAAUUUAGCGCCACAUACAUACAUAUUUAUUAAUAUGUAAUUUUAUUAUAAAAUUUUAAAAAGUUUGUUUUUAGUGAUGAGCUCAUUCUAUACAAGCACACAUACUUUUGUGUGGAAUAUGUUACACACACACACACAUGCAUAAGUCGUUGGCGCUUUGUACUUAAUUCGAUUUUAAAACUAAGUUUUAACACUCUAACUUUCAAUUUUGUAAAAUUUUAAUAAGAAAACACGAUUUGCAUAAUUUAUAAAAAAUA